Molecule: messenger RNA, 1518 nt
Organism: Hyalella azteca
Lineage: Eukaryota; Metazoa; Arthropoda; Malacostraca; Amphipoda; Hyalellidae
Product: lipoprotein lipase-like
Exons: 6
Coding region: 60-1175 (371 amino acids)
Biological process (GO): lipid metabolic process
Molecular function (GO): lipase activity
Source: RefSeq, a predicted model, not a curated record
CGGCAUUUGACGAGCCGUCUUUUAGCUUACGAAGAGUCUUGAGGGAGAAAUUGUGAACAAUGAUGGACCGCCGAGUAAUGGUAGCGCUGACCUGCAUCCUGGCAGUGUCAGCAGGCAUGAGCACCAGCAAACUGGAGCGAGAAGCCGCGUUUGCUGACUACAGUCCUAAGAUAAGGGAGCGUCUCGUAUCUUUGUCCUACAACUGGGCUGACGGCUGGCAAAAGUUUCUAGUUUCUGGGCCUAAACCAGAAGUCAAAGCUGCGAUCGACCAAGUCAACUUCCUGCUCUGGACAAGGUCCAAUCUCAAUGUUGAAUACGUCUUGGAGGCCUUCAACGCCGACAGUUUCGCCGCUUCAAACUUCGAUUCCUCCAAAGAAACAUUUUUGGUAUUCCAUGGUUACAGUUCUAGUGGCAAUACAUCGUGGAUUUUGGAUGCCAAGAAUGCUUUGCUCGAUAGGGUUGAUGCCAACUUCAUCUCGGUGGACUGGGCAGAGCUGGCUGCUCCGCCCGACUACGUAGCUGCUGCUGCUGGCGUUUACGAAACCGCCGAUCUCACCGCAUCUUUGCUGGACUGGAUGGUGGACAUUGUAGGUCUGGAUUUCCAGAGGACGGCACUUGCGGGACACAGCCUAGGUGCUCAAUGUGCUGGAAUGGUUGGCAACACCGUCACCAGUGGAAAACUCGAUCGCGUUACUGGUCUGGACCCUGCGUCGCCGCUCUUCGAGGAGGUUGACGAAUCCCAACGCAUCAACCCCAACAGCGCCACAUUCGUCGACAUCAUCCACACCAACGCCUGCUCCCAAGAAGACGGAUGCUUGGGAAUGAUCGAACCAGUUGGCAAAGUCGACUUCUACCCAAACGGCGGAGCUCAUCAGGUUGGCUGCCCACUGGUCAACAGCACCUCAAUUAUAGACAAUAUUCUGAGUUGCAGUCACAGUCGAUCUUACGAAUACUGGAUAGAGAGCAUACGAGCUCAGGAGCCAACAGACAAGACUUUCUGGGCGAAGCCGUGCUCGGACUGGUCGACCUACGAAGCCGGGCUGUGCAGCUCUUGUGGCAACGGCUGCGUUCAGAUGGGCUACCCGGCUGACAUUUCCGGCGUCAUCAUUGGAUCGGACAUCGAGUAUUACCUGACAACCAACGCCGAUGCGCCCUUCGCCGUUGGCUUGAACUAACGAACUUUGGGUAACAGUUUGGUCUCCACUCCGCGCCGUGGAAAAACACACGGGAAAAAGUGCUUUUCCCUUUUGAGAUUCAUGCCAUAUUUGUACUCAGAAACAUAAAUAAGAAAAAAUAAAUCAAAUUCAACAAAUCACUUGAGAUUGUUAAUAAAUGUGACGUCAAAAGGAUACUUGAAAGAUUUUUUCGAUGCCGCUAUAUUAGUUUGCAAACAUUUAUUUACUUUUUCCUUGCAGGAUUGCUGUAGGAAUUAUUACACAAAUAUUCAAUACUUGCCUGAAUUAUGUUGUUUAUAUUACAUUUUCAAACUUUAAGCUACAUGGUAAAAGAGAAAUUUAC